This is a messenger RNA of Oreochromis niloticus (Nile tilapia), 2541 nucleotides long. RefSeq names its product syncytin-2. The record is from RefSeq and is a predicted model, not a curated record. The transcript is spliced from 2 exons. NCBI's taxonomy places the organism in Eukaryota, Metazoa, Chordata, Actinopteri, Cichliformes, Cichlidae. The coding region runs from base 607 to 2061 and encodes 484 amino acids.
UCUACACGUCGCUGUGUGGAGGCUGAGUCUGUUUCUUGCCUCCUGAGUUUUCUCUUAACAAUUUUGGUCCUUCGAGCACAGGAGGGAAAUAUCGAAUAGAUUGUUCGUGACUCCUGAACCAGAGGUCCACACUGCAUCCUGACGUCAUGGGAAACCUGGCACCGUUAAGUCUGUCGACAGCCCUCCGAGAGGAGGAUAAAAAAUCUAGGACGUGAAUUCGGGUCUAGGUCGGUGACUUUAGCUCCGGGCCACGGCGGUGGGAUCCAGUGAGUGACCUCAACAUUACUCCAGAGAUUCCAGGAGGGGCUACAACCUGGUGACUGGAUCCUGGUCCGAGAGCUGAACAGGAAGUCUUGGAGUGAGCCAAGGUGGAAAGAGCCAUACCAAGUCCUGAUUGUGACCCCCACUGCUUGCAAAAUAGCAGAGCGCCCGUCGUGGAUCCACCAAAGCCACUGUAAAAAAGUGAGUGACAGCUUUGCCUAGAGACGCCGACGCCCCUACUCUCUGGUAAUCUAAUAGGUGAAGGAAGGGCUGAUGGGGUAUAUCCCACCCUUUUCUUCUUGCCUUUAGUCUACUUAUCAGAGGGGUUAGGUGCGCCAGCUCGACAUGAAGAAGCUGUUCCUCGCCACACUUGCUCUUGCUGUGCUGGUCACAGCAUGUUUUCUAUUGCUCCGCCCGGAUCCGACACCACACCAGAAGAGAGCUUGGAUGCAUGACAACUCACACCUGGACAAGAUGACUCAAGACCACAAUCACCCAUGGAUGAACAAUGCCUGGUACAGAUAUGUGUACAAUCGCACCACAGAGAGAAGCUGCUAUAUUUGCUCACACAUGCCUGUAACCUCAGUUCAUGCAAGUAUCUUUGGUAAAACACCAAACCCCAGUCAGAGUAUGUGUAUCAUGUUUAAAGCACUAACAGGGAAUUGCAGCGACAGAGGCAUGGUGCUUUUGAAAGCAGUUACAGCCUCACAGAUGAGCUACAAUCUCCCUGCUUGUGUGAACCAAACCACUGAAAACGCACACCGCAGAAGAUCUGAUUGCAUACAGAAUUUUACAACAACAAACUUCACGUGUGAUGAAGAAAAUUGGGUAAACAUCGACGUGUCAAACAAGAGAGUAAUGACAUUCCCAGUUUUCCUGAAAGGUGAGGAAAGUCAUCCCAUAUGCUUCAACUUCUCACAUGGUAGCAAGAAGCUUGGAAAAACUCGGAACUGCAGCACAGUUUUUAACAUGUCAACAAGCGGAACAGUUCAAUUUGAAAAUGGAACAUUUUGGGUUCAAGGUGCUGCAUGGGUUUGUGGACCUAAAACCUAUUUCAUGCUUCCCCCGAACUCGACAGGUAUGUGCGCACCGAUUCUCAUCUCUGACCACACCUUCAAAGUGACUGCAACAACCAAGGACAGCAGACGAAACAGGGAUGUGAUUGAUGUACAACCACAUGACGCAGUAUGGGGUAGCGAUGUGCCUGAAGAAUUUAAACACUGGUCCACUGGAACCAAAGUACUUUUGGCCCUUUUCCCCUGGGUGGGAACAGCAAAGAACACGUUACGCUUAGAAACAUUAGACUAUCGUUUCGGUUUCUUUUUGAAUGCUUCUUGCAAAAUAAAAAAAGCACAGAAUGAAGAGAUAGAUGCACUCAGAAUUUCAGUAAUGCAACACAGAGUCGCCUUAGAUAUGCUGUUGGUGGAAAAAGGCGGGCUAUGUGUUCUGUUUAACACCACUUGUUGUACUUACAUUCCAGAUGAUGUACAUUCUAGCAACAUGACAGAUGCCCUACAACUACUUAAAAAUGUUCAACAAGCACAGGUAGCAGAUUGGACCGCCAGCAAACCAGACUGGUUGGGCUGGCUGAUGAGCGGAUCCUGGAAGGCACUGUUGAUUAAAGGUCUGAUAUUUGUUGGAAUACUUUUAUUAUUGUUUUGUAUUUUCACCACAUAUAUUAUCCCAUGUAUCAGAGGAAUGAUCUCUAGGAUGAUUAACCAUUCGAUUGCAGCAUAUGUAAACGUAACUCCGGAGGACGAAGACGAUGAUACCGAUGAUAAAAGUGUAGAUAAAUACUGAUCUGAACACACAUAAUGAUGACUAGACUGAAAAUGCAAAAUGCAAGUAGUCAUGUUCUGAUAUAACCUGUGUGAUUCAUAUACAGUUUAAAUUUGCUAAAACAGGAGGGAUAUGUUAAAGGAAAUUUGUAUUCUUCUAUUACUGUCUGUACUCUCAUAGUGUUUAGCUUCAUUUAAACUUAGUGUGUGUGUGUGACAUGAGGAGUAUGAUUGAAAUCAUAAAGAGGAAGUUGCACAAAUGAAAGUAGAAAUGUUCAAGGCCACAUCCUGAUAUGGCCAACAAACUCACCGAACUCACAUAUCUUAAGUCUCCAUAUAGGGAUAUAGAGUUGUUUUUCAUACUUUGUAUGCUCCGCCUAAGAAUAUGAUACAAGCUGUUUGCCUAUAUAAUAAAGAACAAGCUGAUGCCUCGGCGCGAAUCCUCCGUGACACGUCUUCUACACGUCGCUGUGUGGAGGCUGUGUCGUGGCAUCGCCCAUGU